CAAAGCCAUCUUCUCUUCUGUUUCAAUUUGUGAAGCGUUUCUCUUGUUCCUAACAAAGCCUUUCCCUACUAAAUUGAUUUUGUUUGUCACGCCUCAAUGUCUCUGAACCAGGUCUGGGAGGCAGCUUCUGCGAGCCCUUACUCUCCCCUUAUCGCGAAAGAUAGCCAGUUCUUCGUCGGCUUUAGUCUCCUGCUUGCUGCCUUUAUACUUACUGGUCUCUUCGGAUUGAACCGUUCAUUCACCAGCAUUGCACUGUUCGGCGUCCCAGCAUCGCUGGCCUUUGGCUUCGGAGCCGUCUAUAUGAUCUGUGCCGUUGGAGUUUACUCCGAGCAGACAACCAUGGCGGACGUGGAACCCAUCUUCACCGCGGUCUCCAGCAACGCCCACCACCUCUACACUCUCCUCCAAUGCAUCGGAUUCGCGCCCAAGGCCUCCGUGCAGCUCACGCCCGAUGGCAUCCGCUUCUCCGUGGAAGAAACCCGAACGGUGCAGGGGCUUGCAUUCCUCGACAAAGCCCUAUUCACCAGCUAUACCUUUAAUCCACCACCACCACCACCACCAACCGCUGCCCCCACCGACGAGCAUAACCACGAUGACACGGACUCCCCCACCACCGACCCAACACCCUACUACCCGUGCUUCGAAAUCUCCCUGACCGCCCUCCUCGAGACCCUCAAAAUCCUCGGCAUCAACGACAGCUCCACCACAUCCGGCGGCGGCAGCGGCUCUUCCCGCGCCGGCAGCGUGCAACCGGGCCCCUCGCACAGCGCCUUCACCACCCCCGCCCUCCUCCUCGACCGCUCCUGCACCCUCCGCUACGACACGGAAGGCAGCCCGCUGAGCAUCACGCUCACCGAGACGGGCAUCAAGACCACCUGCGAGCUGAUCACGUACGAGCCCGAAGGCGGCGAGGUCGAGAUCCCGCUGCAGCGCGACGCGAUCAUCAUGAAGAUCAUCAUGCGGUCGGCCUGGCUGCACAACGCCAUCACCGAGCUGGCGGCCACCAACCCGACCACCCUCCGCAUCUCGGCCUCCGCCACCCAGGAGCCGUUCUUCGCCUUGUCCGGCGCCGGCGGCUCGUUCAGCGAGUCCUCCGUCGAGUUCUCCGUCGAGAAUCAGACUUCUGCUGCAACCGCCUCCGCUGCCAAUGAUGGUCAUGACGAAGGUGCCGCCCGCGCCAAAAGAGCCCGCCUCGCCCCGACUGUCACCGAGACGUUUCUGGUGAGUCCCCCGUCGUCGUCGUCGGGGGACUCGCGCAUCCGACAGGAUUACAGGUUCAAGGCGAUCCAGAAAGCGAGCCGCGCGAUGGCGGUGGCCAAUAAGGUCAGUAUCCGGGGCGAUCGGCAGGGUGUGCUGAGCUUGCAGUUCAUGAUCGAGUCCGAUGUCCAUGCUGGCAACAACAGUGGGGCGAGGUUGUCGGCCAGAGGGGGGUUGGCGCCCGUGGUCAGUUUCGUGGACUUUCGGUUCGUGCCGUUGUUGGAUGAUGACGAGGUUCUUUAG
Aspergillus japonicus CBS 114.51 is the source of this 1500-nucleotide messenger RNA. Its product is annotated as putative DNA repair protein Rad1. The coding region runs from base 97 to 1500 and encodes 467 amino acids. The record is from RefSeq and is a predicted model, not a curated record. NCBI's taxonomy places the organism in Eukaryota, Fungi, Ascomycota, Eurotiomycetes, Eurotiales, Aspergillaceae. Gene Ontology annotation, biological process: DNA repair; DNA damage checkpoint signaling; protein N-linked glycosylation. The transcript has 5 exons. Gene Ontology annotation, cellular component: checkpoint clamp complex.